GGGAGGGAGGGAGGGGGCGGGAGGAGGGCGGGGCGGCCAGCCCAGAGCAGCGCCGGGCACGGGCACCAACUCUCUCUCGCUCCACCUGGCGGGAGCACCAGGCCUGUGUGCGCAGGGACUGGUCCCGGGCAACAUGCUUUCUGCCACAGCCUCCGGCCUCCUGGUGUCUCUGCUGCUGCUGCCGAGGGUCCUGCCCGCGGUGGUCCACUCUGUGCCCCUGCAGGACACCUUCUCGGAGGACCUGGGGGGCAGUGGGGAGGCUGAUGGCUCUUCCGCCUCCUCGCCGAGCCUCCCGCCGCCCCAGACCCCAGCCCUCAGCCCCACGGCGGUGGGGCCCCAGCCCACGCCCCCGGCGGGCCCCAAGCCGCCCACCAACUUCCUGGACGGCAUCGUGGACUUCUUCCGCCAGUACGUGAUGCUCAUCGCCGUGGUGGGCUCCCUGGUGUUCCUGGUCAUGUUCAUCGUCUGUGCCGCCCUCAUCACCCGCCAGAAGCACAAGGCCUCGGCCUACUACCCCUCGUCCUUCCCCAAGAAGAAGUACGUGGACCAGCGGGACCGGGCCGGGGGCCCCCAGGCCUUCAGCGAAGUCCCCGACAGGGCUCCCGACGGCCGGUCCGAGGAGGCCCUGGAUUCCUCCCAGCAGCUCCAGGCGGACAUCCUCGCCGCCACCCAGAACCUCAGGUCUCCCACCAGGGCGGCCCCGGGCAGCGGCGACGGAGCCAGGAUGACAGAGGCCAAGUCAGAGGAAGAGGAGGCGGGAGGCCAGGAGGGGCACCCCGAGGCCCAGGGCCAUGGGGCCCCAGCGGAGACCACCCCACAGGCGCCGGAGGAGGUGCUGUGCCCAGUGCCCACAGAGGGGGCUGCUGGGGCCAGCGAGGGCCCCAGGGAGCCAGAAGCAGCUCCCUCAUUAGCCCAGGAAGCUGGGGACCCAGCUGGCCCCCCAGAAAGCCCCUGCGCUUGUGGCAGUGCCACUCCUAGCAUCUAACAGGCCCCCGGAGCUGUGGCCCUGACUGUCGGGCCCCUAGGGGUCCCCUCCUCGGGCACAGAAAGGCCCUUAGUGCUCCAUGAAGCCCCCUCCCUGCCCACCCCCAGCUGCAAAUCCCAGCGUGUCCCGACCCUGCAGUGGGCAGAGACGCUGGUCUCCAGUCCACUCCCGGGGGCUCACCAAUUUCCAGAACGCUUGCCCCUGCGGCCCCAAAGGGCUCCGUCCCCAAGCACAGCUGCUCUGGGGAGGCGGCUGGGGGUGGGGAGGGACGACCCCAUGACAGCCCCGUGCACUAGGAAACAAGCUUCGAGGUCCCUCGUGGCAGCGCCGGCAGCAGCGCUUUUUGCCGAGGUAGCGCAGGAAAGCAGAUGAAGGAGCAGUGCUGGAAGACUGUCUAUGGGAGACCCAGAAGCGCCCGGGGCUGGUGCCGUCCGUGGGGACGCAGAAGCGGGCCUGAUUCUUCUGGAAGCUUCUUCAAGCGGCUCCUGCACCCCUGACGACAGGGCCUUCCAUGAGCAUUUCCCAAACAGGGGCCCCUGGGGUACCCUGCGGAAAAAAAAAGAUUCCGGAGCCCAGCGAGAGGACAGAAACACUGCGUCUGGACGCCCCGCCCCCGCCCCGGAGCGCCCCGGGCUCUCGCAAGUCCUGCAGCCAAGGGCCCGUGGAAUCUGGUUUCACUUAGCCUUUCCCAAACUGCUUUUGACCGUGCGGUACUUUUUUUUUUAUCAGCUACAGUGUAAAACGCUGCAGAGCACACUUUGGAAAUUAUUGCUCUCCCAAAGGUGCCCCCAGGGUCUGCUGGGUCUGGGGGGCGGGCUGCGAGGGCCUGGGCCCCUCAAGUGCGGCCUCUCAUCCUGCCUCGGCCCAGGGGACGGGGUGAAUGAAUCGCACCUUUUGAUCGGACUCCCCAAGCAGCCUGGGAGCCCCGGGGCGAGCACGGGGACAGCGUACUCUUGGGGACCCUGAGGGGGGGCAGGGUUUCCGACGCCCGGCCUGGAGCAGCGGGGUGCUGGCCCCCCCGCCCCUGCUUGCACAUCGUUGUCCGGCAGCCUGUGUCCACAGCGCCCUUUAGUCCUCGACCAGGGAGCCUGAGCUCCGUCCUGACCUGGGGAGGCCCUGGGGGGUCCGCUUCCCCAUCCCUCCAUCCGGGGCUGCGCCGCCUCCGCGCAGCUCCCCGGGUGCUGAGCUGUAAGGAACCGGCACAAUAAACCCUUAUCCUGUC
Phyllostomus discolor (pale spear-nosed bat) is the source of this 2207-nucleotide messenger RNA. It is a transcript of the gene TMEM119, whose product is annotated as transmembrane protein 119. Gene Ontology annotation, cellular component: plasma membrane. NCBI's taxonomy places the organism in Eukaryota, Metazoa, Chordata, Mammalia, Chiroptera, Phyllostomidae. Gene Ontology annotation, biological process: positive regulation of osteoblast differentiation; ossification; positive regulation of osteoblast proliferation. The record is from RefSeq and is a predicted model, not a curated record. Bases 134 to 985 code for a protein of 283 amino acids. The transcript has 2 exons.